AUGACUAUAGUAUCUGAAACAGGGGGAGAAACACUAAUUAAGGAUGAUAAUCUUGAACUUAAAGUGUAUGUUCGAAAAAAAUUCCACAAAGGUGGUGCAAGCCCUAUUGUCUCUCUAGUAGAAAUCCAAUCCGAUUUACCAACUGAAGGUCCUAUAGAUAAUAUGCCUUAUAGUUCUUCAUAUGGUAAUCCUUCUUACUCAUCCAAUGAUUUACAUGAUUUGUCUUUUCUUGAUAUUAAUCUUCCAAUUUCAGUGAGAAAAAAUAUUCCUAACCUCAAUGUCCCAGCUGCUAAGAGGAAAGGUUCUCGUAAGAUUGCUAUCUUAAUGGUAUAUGUUGAUGACAUUAAAGCAAUUAGUGAUAUCAAGAGAAAACUUGAGGCUGAGUUUAAUAUCAAGGAUCUUGAAAAGUUAAAAUACUUUCUAGGGAUGAAGUUCGCAAGAUAUAAAGAAGGAAUUUUUCUCAACCAGCACAAGUAUAUACUUGAUUUACUCACAGAAACAGGGAUGCCAAGGUGUAAAGUAGUAGAAACACAAAUGGAUCCCAAUGUGAAAUUAACGUCAGUUGUUGAAUAUGAAAUAAUAGAUAGAGAACACUAUCAACGAUUGGCUGAAAGACUAAUUUACUUAUCACAUACAAGGCUGGAUAUAGCCUUUGUAGUGAGUGUAAUAAGACAAUUUAUGCAUGCACCAGGAGCUGCCCACUUUGAAGCUAUUUUCAUAAUAUUAAUAUAUUUUAAAGGUACUUCAAGAAAGGGGUUGAUAUUAAAAAAUAGAGGGCACAUACCGAUUGAAGCCUAUACAAAUGCUGAUUGGGCAAGUAAUAUAAAUGAUAAAAGGUCUACCUUAGGAUAUUGUACUUUUGUAAGUGGAAACCUAGUUGCAUGGAAGAAAAAAAAACAAAAUGUUGUAGCCAGGAGUAGUGCAAAAGCUAAAUUUCGAUCUGCGACCCAUGGUUUUUGUAAGAUAUUAUAG
Vicia villosa (hairy vetch) is the source of this 972-nucleotide messenger RNA. RefSeq lists its product as uncharacterized. The transcript has 2 exons. NCBI's taxonomy places the organism in Eukaryota, Viridiplantae, Streptophyta, Magnoliopsida, Fabales, Fabaceae. The coding region runs from base 1 to 972 and encodes 323 amino acids. The record is from RefSeq and is a predicted model, not a curated record.